Xiphophorus maculatus (southern platyfish) is the source of this 2385-nucleotide messenger RNA. It is a transcript of the gene tmem218, whose product is annotated as transmembrane protein 218. The transcript is spliced from 3 exons. NCBI's taxonomy places the organism in Eukaryota, Metazoa, Chordata, Actinopteri, Cyprinodontiformes, Poeciliidae. The record is from RefSeq and is a predicted model, not a curated record. Bases 308 to 664 code for a protein of 118 amino acids.
GUUACCAGGAAGUGCAGGACGCCAGAAAGAGACUCUUCCCAACUCUUUCUAACCUUAAAUUGCAAUUUCCUGUCGUAGCCUUUACAGAAACAGGAUUCUGUUAUCGCGGUCACACAAGUUGCUUCUGUUGCCAGGGUAACGGCGUUCUCAGCACAGUCCACAGCCAGCUCGUUUAAAUGUGACGGCAGGAUUUGCCCAGCUAGCUUGUGCUGCUAACGCAAGUUAACAAACAAGAAGAGCGACGAUGCCUCCUGCCAGCAGCAGUUAUUAACCUUGUCGUCCCACGGACUGAACGACUUUUUCGCAGAUGAUCGAUAUGACUAACACUGUGUUGCAAGUCGGUACCGGUGUUGUUGUCAUUGUGAUCGUUUGGAUCGCAGCUCUUGUGGUCGGGACCAUUCUGCUGAGAGCCGAUGGAUCGGGAAAGUUAGGAGUCAUCCCCACUACCCUCCUGGCUCUCAUCAUCACUCUGGUGCUGGUGUUCUUUCCUCGGAGCCCAGAGACGCCUCUUCCUUUCAAAGAGAUAGAGAUAGUCGACACCUUCUUCAUUGGCCGCUACGUUCUCCUGGCUGUGGUGGGGACAGUUUUCCUGGUGGCGUUCUUCAUGCUACUGCCCUUGCACUUCCUGGAGCCGGUGCAUGCUAAGGCUUUAAGGACAUACUAGGAGGCCAGCGUCAUUGGUGGCAGCAGGGUCACAUCCCCCCCAAGAUACAGGACCCAGGGAAAACAGGGCUGAGGGGGAAGAAAAAGAAUCUCUCCUUGUUGUGAAGGACAGAACUAGAGACUGACACUGCUCUGAAAAUGAAUGAGGAGAGCCAGCAGUCUCUCAAUGAACUUCUGAAAUUUCUUACAUCUCUUUUUUUUUACUUGUAAGUAGCAGUGCUUGUCACAAAUGUAAAUUUUGAAUCGUUUUUUCUCUUAACUUCUAGAGCCAGUUUUCAUCUUCUCUAGAUAAACUAAGAGGUGCUGAGUGUUUAUGUUCUGUUUCUUCUCAGUGUAGAUGGGUGAAGUCCUUCCCUGUCACACUGGUUCCUUUUUGCCAUGUCUGUUGUUUAUCAAACAUUAACAAAAUAGUAACAGAAAGAUGCGAAUCGCAUUUUGUGGAACCUUAGGUCUUGAAGCACAGCGCCUGUUUAAAGUAUUCACCCUCUUUAAUGUUUAGUCUUUUAUUUCUUUUACAAUGAUAAAUAAAAUGUGACCUUUCUGACAAGAAAGUUUACAAAAACAUCUCCAAUGCCAAAGUAAAACCUGAUUUCUACAAAUUAAUGACAGCUAAGUAAAAAUAUGUCAUAAAAUUUCACAAAGUUUCAAAGUGGCCUGGCCAUUGCGUUCCUAUGCAGCUCUGCUCGAUUCUCAUCUCCCCUCUGUGCUCUGUCUGGGAUUUCUCCCAUUGAGCUAGAAUUCUCUGGUUGAAUUUCAGUUGGACCAAUCAGGGAACAAGAAGGAGUUGUGAACAAUGAGGUAAAUUUUCUGUGCUGUUUUAGAAGUGUUGUCUGCCUGUAGAAGGUUGUAGUUUGGCAACAGCAGUGGAGGAAGUGAAUGAAGCCACUUAGUCAUGUGUUGACCAUGCUUCAACAGAGCCCACACCUCCAGCAAUCGAUCGUUUCUCAAUAGCCGAGGGUCCAGACUCUGUACGAAGCGAGCGUAGAACAAGGGGCUGUUUUUUUUUUUUUUUUUUUUUUUUUACCAGGUUAGUUUCAGAGAAGAGGACAAGUGGUUUUCAUUUUCUUGCUGUGCAUGCUAAGAGCUAGUUGAGUACUGCGGCCUGAAUGCUCAGAGUUUCUGUGCUUUGAUGAAACGGGUGAGUUUUCCAACGAGUGACCUGUCAAAGCUGGGCCCAGUCUUAACAUCUGUCUGGCAUGUUACAAUAAUUACAUCUCCAAGAUCACAUCAGCUUGAUCUGAAAGCUAUAUCAUGAGCAUUUCAGUUUGACACAUUGAAAUCUUUAUCUAUGGUUGCUGACAUUUUAGAGUGCGGUACUUCAUGCUCCAUGACAACGAUCAGCAAUGUGAAACAGCUGCUAAGCAGAAAGUGUUUCAGAGCCUUGUGAAAGUAUGGAACCUUUCCACAGGUACUAUGUAAUUUAUUAGGAUUUUUUUGCUAGACCAGCAAAAAGAAGUGAGUCCUUGUGAAGUGGAAGGAAAAUAAAGCGUAGUUACUUGUCUACCUCUGAAUAAAAUCCAGUGCAGGCAGUGUAUUAUGUGUUUCAAAUUGGAAAACGACACAUUUCAAUUCAGUGUUGAUAUCCGAUGUGUUAUGAUAAAAUGAACUCAUUUAACAUGGAUAAAAAAUAAUCAAACUUUUGCUUUGAGCUCUAUUUACUGAGUUAUUUAAAAGUUUUUCAUGCAAAAUGUUGAAUAGAAUAAAUAAAGCACAUUGGCCUUA